Heterocephalus glaber (naked mole-rat) is the source of this 1780-nucleotide messenger RNA. RefSeq names its product peptidase, mitochondrial processing subunit beta (gene Pmpcb). The record is from RefSeq and is a predicted model, not a curated record. Gene Ontology annotation, molecular function: metalloendopeptidase activity; metal ion binding. Gene Ontology annotation, cellular component: mitochondrion. NCBI's taxonomy places the organism in Eukaryota, Metazoa, Chordata, Mammalia, Rodentia, Bathyergidae.
UCCUCAUGACCCCGGAAGCACUUCCUUCGAUUUCUCCUUAGUAGCCAUGGCGGCGGCGGCGGCCAGAGUGGUCCUGCUGCCGGCGGCGAGACGGCGCCUGUGCGGUUUGGUGGAAAGGCAACGGGGCCCCGGCGCAUCCGGGCGGGUGAGCUCCCCCCAAGGCCUCUGCGCGCCAUUGUAUUUUGGAGGUAACAGAUUGAGAAGUACCCAGGUAGCUGCACAGGUUGUUCUGAAUGUUCCUGAAACGCAAGUGACAUGUUUGGAAAAUGGACUCAGAGUGGCCUCUGAAGACUCUGGGCUGUCAACGUGCACAGUUGGGCUCUGGAUUGAUGCUGGAAGUCGAUAUGAAAAUGAGAAGAAUAAUGGAUCAGCUCACUUUCUGGAGCAUAUGGCUUUCAAGGGCACCAGAAAGAGGUCCCAGUUAGACCUGGAGCUUGAGAUUGAAAACAUGGGCGCUCAUCUCAAUGCCUACACCUCCAGGGAGCAGACUGUGUAUUAUGCCAAAGCCCUCUCUAAAGACUUGCCAAGAGCUGUAGAAAUUCUUGCUGAUAUAAUACAAAACAGCACAUUGGGAGAAGCAGAGAUUGAACGCGAGCGUGGAGUGAUCCUUAGAGAGAUGCAGGAAGUUGAAACCAAUUUACAGGAAGUUGUUUUUGAUUAUCUUCAUGCCACAGCUUAUCGAAAUACAGCACUCGGAAGGACAAUUUUGGGACCAACUGAAAAUAUUAAGUCUAUAAGUCGUAAGGACUUAGUGGAUUAUAUAACUACACAUUAUAAGGGGCCAAGAAUGGUGCUUGCUGCUGCUGGAGGUGUUUCCCACGAUGAACUGCUUGAGUUAGCGAAGUUUCAUUUUGGUGACUCUCUCUGUGCUCACAAAGGAGAAAUACCAACUCUGCCUCCCUGCCAGUUCACAGGAAGUGAGAUUCGUGUGCGGGAUGACAAGAUGCCCUUGGCACACCUUGCAAUAGCUGUCGAAGCUGUUGGCUGGGUGCAUCCAGAUACAAUUUGCCUCAUGGUUGCAAACACACUGAUUGGCAACUGGGAUCGCUCUUUCGGAGUAGGGAUGAAUUUAUCUAGCAAGCUGGCCCAGCUCACUUGUCAGGGCAGUCUCUGCCACAGCUUCCAGUCUUUCAACACCUCCUACACAGAUACAGGAUUAUGGGGACUCUACAUGGUUUGUGAACCAGCCACAGUUGCAGACAUGAUACAUGCUGUUCAAAAAGAAUGGAUGCGACUCUGUACAAGUGUAACUGAUAGUGAAGUUGCACGAGCCAAAAACCUUCUGAAAACAAACAUGUUGUUACAGCUUGACGGUUCUACACCAAUUUGUGAAGAUAUUGGUAGGCAGAUGUUAUGCUACAAUAGAAGAAUUCCCAUCCCUGAGCUUGAAGCAAGAAUUGAUGCUGUGAAUGCCAAGACACUUCGAGAAGUCUGCACCAAAUACAUCUAUGACAAAAGUCCAGCUCUUGCUGCUGUUGGUCCUGUUAAGCAGCUACCAGAUUUUAACCAGAUUUGCAGUAACAUGUGCUGGCUUCGUGGUUAAAAUGAUUGUAAUCAAAAUAUUUUGAAAGCAUGUUUAUAAAACUGCCUAUUGUAAACUUUCAGUCCCUGAAGAAAAAAGCAAGUGUGAAUGAGUUUGGAAAUCUUUCCGAAUCAAAUGUCAGAGAUUACCACCUUGAUGAUUGUUUUAUGUAACAUCAAUCUUAGUGCUCUGAGAAAUUGUAUUGGAAGCAGCACACGUUCAAAUUAUUACCAUAAAUAUAAUUUUGGAAAUAAAAAA